Molecule: messenger RNA, 4200 nt
Organism: Spirometra erinaceieuropaei
Lineage: Eukaryota; Metazoa; Platyhelminthes; Cestoda; Diphyllobothriidea; Diphyllobothriidae
Source: the annotation of a GenBank genome assembly
AUGAUUGAGCUGGGCAACUUGCUGCGCGGUGUAUUAGCCGAAAUCCAAAAGUUCAAUAAAAAUGGUGAAUUAACGAAGUAAUUUUUAAUGUUUCAGCCAAACGACGUCCUUUAAACUCGUCUGAACUAAACCGAUUGCAAAACUUCAAAAAGGAACUAUCCAAAGCUGUAAUUUAUUUCGUAUAUUCAAUGAAACACAUUUAGAAAGCGGAUAUAAACUACAAGAUCGACGCUAUGGAAUCAGAGUCAAUUAGAUCGAGUUUUCUUCAUGAAAAGCUGAUGGAAGCUAAACUGAAUAUGGAGACUGAUAAGAGAGGUAAGGAAAAUAGUCAUCGUGUAUAUAUAUACCGUUUUUAACUUCCCUGCAAAUUAGAACUGACCGAUGCUGUCAAAGAAAUAACAAAGCAGUCAGUUGAUGAAAUUUCUCACGACAUUUGUGAGACACAGACGCAAGCAAACAAGAUAGCGAUUAAAAAGAAGACUAUACUUGCGAACAUUGAAUCCCUGAGGUUGGUUUUAUUCUAUUUGAUGAAAUAGAUUUGAGUCUGGGGACAUUAAGGCUGUGUUUAUCAAAGCAUCCGCAACAGAGGCUCUAACAAGUCACGUCGUUUGUCCGUCUUAUUUGUGAGGUGGAGCCCGACAAGUGUACAUACAGGCAUGCUAGAGUUUGUUUAAAUUCAGGAAUUGUAGUUCCAGCUUAACCGGGUUUUCGUAAUUUGCCUAAAAUUAACAAAAUGUGGAAGGGAAUAAGCCAAUACUUAACUGUUGUUGAAAGCGUAGUAGCGCCAAACACAACGUACAACUGGAAGACGAAAAAGGAGCAUUUUCACUUGACAACAGACUUCGGGGAUACUGAAUAGCUGAUAAAUAAUACGCGUUCGUUAGGUGAUUCCAAAGAAUGACAAAAGGCUUUGAUUAUUCGGUAUUUUUUCAACCAGACAGAAGGUAAACCCGUCAUCUGGUCAUGUCAGAAGAUCAUUUGAUCUUUAAAAUAUCACUAGAUCUCCAGUUGCACGGGCAGCUCGAAUUUUUUGAAGUUGUGAAAUGUUCUCCGCUAGGACUUACAGUCGGACUUUAGUUUUUCAUCAACUUGCUCUGUUUAAAUUGAUAAAGCACUAUCAAGUCAACUGGUCUUUGGAUCUAAGUAAUUGUUACACCACAGCCAAACAUAUAAAUACUCCAUAUCACUCGGCCUCCUUGUCGAGAUUGUAAACAAGUCGUAGAAUUUGACUACAGAUUUCUUAUGCGUAUGGUGGCGAAUCCGCAAAAACUAGCGGCAUAACUUUCUUGACACACCUAGGUGCAACAGAGAGUUUUGUCGGCUAUUCUAUGCCUGUUCAGUCUGUCGAACGCGUGCGAACAUCGAAAUUUUGGUUAAAGCCGAUAAGGACCUAAGGGUUUCAGUUCAUGCUUGCACCUUGUUACAUUUGCAUCGCAUACCUUUUAUAAAAACGAUUGCCGUACUUCAAUUUUGAGGUACACGUUUAUGUUUUUCUUAUAUUUACCGUCUGUUAACAGUUGUCCGAGUAUUUUGAAAUUACUUCUCUUUAAAAAAAUCCAACUUGCGUAAAGUUCUUUCAUUUUACGAUCGGCAGGGACGUUUCACAUUUUCCCAUUUUAAGUGGCAAUUUCGUCCGGUGGAAGGGGUUGGUUUGUUGAGCACUGACUAAGGAUCCAGUACAGUGAGAUACGGAGUCAAUUUUACCCAUAUCAAACCGUAAUAGGCCCAUCGUUGUGUAGAACGAAAUUAUUGAUUUGAUCUAUUAAGUUUAUAACUCUUUUUUGAAAAAUUAACCUUUGUGGAGAAAUUUGUGGAAUUGAGCAUGAAACGAGAAUAAACAACACCAACGAAUAGCUUAUAGGGCUUAUACAAUCAACGAACCCCUCUCAGUAUACUUUUAAAAGCAAUACAAACUCAGGGUAUAUGUAGUUACGAUCUCCAUCAUUUCAGAGGGUUUUCUGACGAACCAGUUUCUUUCUUCCUCAAAUUAAUCGACAUUUUUGGAGAUUUUACUAAAACUAGCAGUCUGUCCUCAUACUUGCGUUCGUACUGGCCUGCAAGCCACUAGCGUUUACCAAACAUUUUACAAUCUUUUACAUUUAUGCUCACAUAAAUAAGCAAGUUCUACUCACCUCUCGCUCAUACUGGGAACUUCAUUAUGAUACAGGUCGUCUGAUGGGUAUUAGAACGAACUUUGCAAUUUCACUGGCCAGGAUGUUGAAUUCUGGGAUUUUAAAACUUUAUACUCGAAAACUUGUCAAAUUUAAUCAAAAAAUUUUUUACAUAUUCGUCAAAUGCACGCCAAAUGUCCCUUGAGUAAAAAUUUUAAACAAAGUCUUGCUUAUUUAAGACCCAUUGUCCUCGUCGAUAUCUUUACAUGUUUUCCCAACUAUUUUGAAAACUCGUUUGCUAUAAGAUACUUCGGUCCUAAAGCUACUUUGGGCAUCAUGUUAGAAAUAAAAAACAAAGGUAGUAUCGCAAGCAGAUACAGUUGUUUUAACAGUAAUCCACUUUCAAAUCCACAGUUUGAUCGAGAACUUGAGUUUUGCCAAAUGUAAAUAUAUUCGUCGAUAAAAAGUCAUUCGGAGCAACGGAUUUCAGUUAAAGGUAGCAGGUUUUUACCGACAAAGACAAGGGAGACUGGAAUGGCCAUUUCUGGCUUAUUAGCCGCCGUCAGCCAGUCAUACCCAACCUCGAAGUGUGACACACCCGAGGCUCGAAAUCGCGACCUGUUAGUUAGAAGUCCAACGCCUUCAACCAUUGGGCCAUGAGCCCGUUGUUCUGUCGGUUUUCGAUCGGGAAUGUACAGUGGUAGGGGCGCUCAUCUAGUUUUGUAUGUUUUGACAGAUGGCCAAAAUUUCAAAUCUGUCAUUGCGGGCUGUUUGCGGCUCUAGAUCGUGAUCCGUUUGUGCUUUGUUGUUUACCCAACCCGCUACGAGACACUGCGAAAGCGCUUUUAUCCCGAUAAUCCUCACGGUUAUCCCAAUAUAAAAAUACGCUAACUUUCAAAUUUGGUUCAGCAGCUUAUGAGGAUAAUUUGUUUUCGAAUCACAAAAUCAUUAGGCGUCUUUGCUCAAAUUUCAAAAGAUUAUAGAACAAGGGUUUAGAAGAAUAGCAGAAUUCAUAAUCCUUCGCGGCGGUGGGAAGAUUUGUGAGCAAUAUAACAGUCUUUUGUGAGGAGAGGAGACUUCUCAAGUAUUCAGUUUGUUUUUUCUUAAGGACACAUAUAAAAAUGCCAUCCUCGUUAAUCUAUAAAUGAUCAUUUAUGUGAAUAAGCACGUAAAAAUUACAAGGCACCGAACAUACGUUGGGACUUCAUAACAAUUGUAAUUACUGUUCUAAAGACCCAGAUAGUUUGAGCGCAUAAUUCCUAAUGAUAGUCCAGAAUCAAGUUACACACCCGCUCUGAGAUCAACUGGGUAUGAUUACGUACUGGGUAGUGUGAACCAGAUAAAAAACAAAUUCGAGAUCUACCUUUCUCUUGGCAAUGUGAUCGAGCUUUUUUGUUCUGAGUUACAUUAUGCUCUAUAAUGACUUAAAUUCGUGCCUUCUUUCCGUUCUUGAAUAUUAAAAAUGGGCAAGAAACGGAUUGUGCUACUGAAUUUGCCCAGUCCACGAAAUUCAUCUGUAUCUUAGUGGAAGACCUCUAGCCCGCAGCUUAUUGCUAUUUAAAGGGAGUAUGUGAUAGUGUCUGACUUAAUACUUAUUCCAAACUAACCAUGCAUAUCGAAACAAAAUAUAGUUGGACAAUUUAAUAAAAUUUGCUUACAAGGUGGUUAAAGUCCGGUUUUCUUAAUGAAUACUUUAUCGCAAGUAAUAUUUGCAAAGAUCCAAGUCAUAGAAUAAGCGCUAACGAAUUUUAGACAAAUGGCCGAUUUUCCAUUUUCGCCAAUGAGAUUUUUCUAUUAUUACUAGCACUGGUAAUGCUUUGAACUAGAACAUAUCAUACAUGCAUAUGUAUGUUAUAGUUUUGUUGCUAUAUUUUUAUGCAAAGAAUUUAAUGUGCCAGGUUUAACAUAUUCAGUGUUUAUUUAACUGAAAAGCGAUCAGGUCCAUUCGCUUGAGCAGAAAAAGGCAGCAUCAUCUAACACUCUCAAUGAUACACUCAUGGAGAAAUCGACAAAACAAAUAAAUCUAACUGAAAUCAAUGCCAAAGUUCUGGAUCUUCAACAAAAGGUUACGCAUUUAUUGUUUCAGUAA